Molecule: messenger RNA, 1998 nt
Organism: Wallemia ichthyophaga EXF-994
Lineage: Eukaryota; Fungi; Basidiomycota; Wallemiomycetes; Wallemiales; Wallemiaceae
Product: Ubiquitin-activating enzyme -like protein
Exons: 2
Coding region: 1-1998 (665 amino acids)
Biological process (GO): protein sumoylation
Cellular component (GO): cytoplasm; SUMO activating enzyme complex
Molecular function (GO): SUMO activating enzyme activity
Source: RefSeq, a predicted model, not a curated record
AUGUCCACAGCCACGACGUCAGCCAACACACAUCCCACCACCCACGCCAUAUCCACUGUCCUCGGUACAGAAUCAUACAAAUCAAUUAACUCCUCCAAAAUCCUCAUCGUCGGCGCUGGUGGAAUUGGCUGUGAGCUACUGAAGAACGUUAUCCUAUCUGGCUUCACAGACGUGCACAUCAUCGACCUCGACUCGAUUGACCUCUCUAAUCUCAACCGCCAAUUCCUCUUCCAAGCGCGGCACAUCAAGCGUAGCAAAGCGGUCGUAGCCAAAGAAACAGCGAGCACGUUCAACCCAAAUGCGCUUAUAACACCCCACCAAGCCAACGUCAAGGAGACUCAUUACAACGUCUCCUGGUUCGCCCAAUUCGACGUGGUCCUCGGCGCACUCGACAACCUCGACGCGCGCCGUCACGUCAACAAGAUGUGCCUAGCUGCAGACACGCCUCUUAUCGAGAGUGGAACCACGGGAUACUCAGGUAACGUCCAGGUCAUCAUCAAGGAUAAGUUUGAAUGCUACGAUUGUCAGGUGAAGCCAACUCCCAAGACUUACCCGGUGUGCACCAUCAGAAGCACCCCUUCUGCUCCCAUUCACACUAUCGUAUGGUCUAAAUCCUACUUACUACCACACGUCUUUGGCGAGGCUGAGGAUGAGGGUGAGCUUGACCGCGCUGAACUCGACGGUGAGAAUGGUGACGAAAUCAAAACGCUCAGGGAGGAGCAAGGCUCGUUCAACAAGAUACGCGAGGCUGUCAAGAGUGAUGGUGGGCCGCGUGUCUUAUUUGACAAGAUUUUCAACCGCGAUGUCAGACGAUUGUUGCAGAUGGAGGAUAUGUGGAAGACGCGUACUCCGCCCACCCCUCUCGAGUUUGACGAAGCGAGUACGUCUACAGCGCACCCCACAUCUUCUGGCGCCAGUAAGGGUGAGGGUGACAGCGCUACUGAGAAUACCGCCGAGAGUGCCAUCGCAGACCAGCGCAAACUCACUCUUGCAGACAACGUUGGUCUCUUCCUCGACGCUACUGCCCGUCUCGCCCAGCGCUCUUCUAACACGACCCACCCGAUCGAAUUCGACAAGGACGACCGCGACACGCUCGAAUUCGUCGCAGCUGCUUCUAACCUCCGUUCAAUAGUCUAUGGCAUACCCACCAAGACGCUCUUUGAAGUGAAGGAGAUGGCGGGAAACAUUAUCCCUGCGAUAGCCACCACGAAUGCAAUUAUAGCUGGAGUGCAGACGAUGAAAGCGAUCAAUGUGCUCACGAGGCAGAUGGAGCUGUGCAAACCGAGUGUUUAUCUCGGCUCGCAGUUGAUAGCAGCUCCGUUCGAGACACCUAAUGCAGGAUGCACAACUUGUCGCGAUGUCUACCUCACCCUGCCAGUGAAGGCGGAGGAGGUGCGUCUGAGCGAGUUUAUAGAUGCUCUCAGGAGUAGAGUGGCCGUGUACGCUGAUCCAUCGCGCGAACUUGCCGUGUUUGAGAGAGAACGUCUCCUCUAUGAUCCAGAUUUCGACGAAAAUCUAGACAAAACCCUCAUGCAGCUGGGAUGCGGCGAGAAUACAUUCAUCACUCUCGUUGAUGAGGAUGGCGAGGUGGAAAAUGUUACCGUCGUUCUCGCUAUGCCUGGGGAGGAGAAGAUUGCCCUUCCUCACUCUGACUCUAUCAAACAGCCUGCAAAGAAGGAGAAGAAACUCGCUCCUGUCGCUGAAAACUCACGCAAGAGAGGCCGUGAUGAUGAUGCAAACGAUGACAGUACUAAUACACAAACUUACACUGAAAAUGCUCAGGGCGUCGUUAGCAUCGUUGAUAGCAGCGACGACGAAGGCCCACCGCCAGCAAAGAAAAUGCACACCGAUGGACCAAUUACGCUCGACGACAGUGAUGAUGAGGGUGCUGAAAAAGGUGCUGAAAAAGAUAUCAAUCACGCUGCUAACCACACCGACAACCAUACUGCCAAUCAAUCUCCCCCUUCAAACGACAAAGUCAUCAGUUUAGACGACUAA